AUAUCGUUCUUGUUGGCUUCUGCCUUGUGACAGACGGCAUGAACCUGUAAACCUUCCAAAUGGACAUUGUCUCGUACUGGGAAGUGGUCCUACGACAUUAAUAGAGGACGACAAUUGCGCCAGCCGACAAGUUGAACUAACUGCAAACUUUGGCAAAGAGGAAAUUUUACUGCGUCAAGUUGGGCUCAAUUCAUCAUUUGUUGGCAAGAGAAAACUAAGUUUAGGGGAAACUUACCAAUUAGGAGCUGGUGGGACGUUUUGUUUAUUAGAAAAUCGAUAUCCGUAUUUUAUUCAUUUUGGUCAUUCACCCAUUGACUGGUCUAAACCGUCUUGGAAAGUUGUCAAUAAGACUCAGUUGGACAUGAGACGUACAUUUGAGAGUUUAAGUGAUCAUGAAACACCAGCAAAGAAACAAAAAAUCCCAGCAGAUGUAAGGCUAGAGAAAGACCCUAUCAAUGAGUUUGAAUCAAGUCAUCCAUCAAGUUGCGAUAAUUUGGAAACUAAACAUGUUUGCCCGUUAGUCAACACAGAAGCUAUUAAAUUACAGGAACUGACAAAUAGCAAACAGCCUACAACUCUGCUGGAUUAUUUUAAGCGAGCCAAUAAUGGCAAGAAUCUAGAACAAAGCUGUAAAACGUCAAUUAAUGACAAGUUAAAGUUAUCUGGUGAAUCUGAGACAACUGAUGUAGUAAAAGGAGAUCCCAGUUGUGAAGAAUUAUGGGAAGAGCUUUCAGAACUUGUUGUAUUCACAAGUAAAGGAGUUCAACCAAGUAACAAAAUUGCUGGAUUUGAUCUUGAUGGCACAAUUAUAGUAACCCAGUCAGGCAGAGUGUUUCCACAAGGCCCUAAUGAUUGGAAACUACAGUUUCCACAAGUCAAGACUAAAUUGUUGGAGUUGCAUCAUCAAGGAUACAAAGUUGUUAUUUUCACAAAUCAGUUGGCUGUAGGGAACAAGAAAAUAAGCAUUCAUGACUUUAUUUCUGAGAUAAGGAAUGUUGGAAGAACUAUUGGAGUGCCAGUUCAAGUAUUUGCUUCAACAAAUCGAUGGAGUAUGUAUCGGAAACCAUGUCCUGGAAUGUGGACAUUCAUGACAGAUAAGAGAAAUGGGGGCAUAUCAGUUGCUUUACCCAGUAGCUUUUUUGUUGGAGAUGCUGCUGGUCGAUCAAAAGGUUGGGCUCCUGGAAGGAAAGCAGAUUUCUCAUGUUCUGAUCGCAAGUUUGCUCUAAAUAUUGGUUUGAAUUUCUUUACACCUGAAGAAUACUUUUUGAACUACCGACCUGCCUCAUACGGUCUAGGACAGUUUGAUCCUAGGAAAGCUGUGAACUUUGCAGGGCCAUUGUGUAACCCUGUAAAUGCUAAAGUAGUCAAUGAACGAAAAGAGCUGGUUGUACUAGUUGGUUAUCCAGGAAGUGGAAAGUCAACAUUUGCUCUGAGACACCUUACUCCACAUGACUAUUGUAGAGUAAACAGAGAUGCACUCGGUUCGUGGCAAAAGUGUGUUCAAUUAUCAGAAUCAGCUCUUCAACGAGGAAGGAGUGUGGUGGUGGACAACACCAGUCCUGAUGUAGAGUCUCGUGCCAGAUACAUAAACGUUGCCAUGCGUGCUAAUGUUCCUGCAAGGUGCUUUGUCUUCGCAACAAGUUUGGAACAGUCAAAGCACAAUAACAAAUUUCGUGGUCUCUGUCUAUCUUCUCAACCUGACCACAAACCCGUGGAUGAACUGGCUUACAACAGCUAUAGAUCAAAGUUUGUGAAACCAUCAGUUUCUGAAGGGUUCGUGGAAAUCAUUAAUAUUAAUUUUAUGCCAGAAUUCAAAUGUGAGAGUGACAGAAAACUGUAUGCAUAUUUUCUUGUAUAGUGUUAAUGUCAAUAGCAUUAUAGGUUGUAAAAUAAGUUGUUAGGAGUGUUUGUUCUCUUUUUGUGUUUAAUUUGAGAUGCUCUUU
This is a messenger RNA of Corticium candelabrum, 1943 nucleotides long. RefSeq names its product bifunctional polynucleotide phosphatase/kinase-like. Gene Ontology annotation, molecular function: ATP-dependent polydeoxyribonucleotide 5'-hydroxyl-kinase activity; polynucleotide 3'-phosphatase activity; double-stranded DNA binding. The coding region runs from base 362 to 1858 and encodes 498 amino acids. Gene Ontology annotation, cellular component: nucleus. The record is from RefSeq and is a predicted model, not a curated record. The transcript is spliced from 18 exons. Gene Ontology annotation, biological process: DNA repair. Lineage: Eukaryota; Metazoa; Porifera; Homoscleromorpha; Homosclerophorida; Plakinidae.